CACACACACACACACACACACGCACGCAAACCGGGGCACCACGCGACUCCAGUUCAAACAAACCAGCGCGAGCCUCUGCAAACAGUAGCCGCUGCGUUUUCCCUCUCCUGCCGGUUGUGUAUUAGUCUUUACCUGCACAUCUCCGAAAACACAUUUGGGUUAGACUCUUGAGUUUGAAAAGGUGUAUUGUUAUUGAGGAGAAGCAUGCAGGCUCUCUAUCCCAGCAUACGGUGGGCCAACCACUGAAUACGGUCCUGGACAUCCCAAAGACUUGCACAAGACAAUCUGAUCCUAGCUAAAGUGGAAUCCUAUUAAACACCAAACACCACCGGACAAGCACGUGCCUGUAAGAGGGGAAGAUAUAGUGUGUGUGUGUUGCCAUGGCUUUCACACUUUCGGAAAUCAUGGCAGCCCGACGACAGCAGCAACAGUCUCAGAGAGGAGGAAGAGGAGUGGUAGAGGUGGACGAAUACAGCUCCAACCCAACUCAAGCCUUCACCUUCUACAACAUCAACCAGGGUCGCUUCCAGCCGCCCCACGUCCACAUGGUAGAUCCGUUACCCCAUGACUCCCCCAAGCCCCCGGGCUACACGCGGUUUGUCUGCAUCUCCGACACACACUCGCGCACUGACACUAUUCAGAUGCCGUACGGUGACGUCUUACUGCACACUGGAGACUUCACAGAGCUCGGCCUGCCCAGCGAAGUCAAGAAGUUUAACGACUGGCUCGGCACUCUGCCCUACGAGAUAAAAAUCGUUAUAGCCGGGAACCACGAGCUGACGUUCGAUCAGGAGUUUAUGGCAGACCUGAUAAAGCAGGAUUUCUACUACUUCCCUUCGGCCUCCAAACUCAAGCCGGAGAACUACGAGAACGUGCAGUCCCUGCUCACCAACUGCAUCUACCUGCAGGACUCUGAUGUGACCGUCAGGGGCUUCCGCAUCUACGGCUCACCGUGGCAGCCCUGGUACUACGGCUGGGGUUUUAAUCUACCACGUGGACAAGCUCUGCUGGAGAAGUGGAAUCAGAUCCCAGAUUCCACGGAUAUUCUUCUCACACACUGCCCUCCUCUGGGUUUCUUGGACUGGGUGCCCAGGAAGAUGCAGCGUGUUGGCUGUAUGGAGCUAUUGAACACCGUCCAGAGGAGAGUUCAGCCCAAACUGCAUGUAUUUGGACACAUUCAUGAAGGUUACGGUAUGAUGACAGACGGAACCACCACGUUUGUUAACGCCUCUGCGUGCACGGUGAACUUCCAGCCUAUGAACGCGCCCAUCGUUUUCGACUUGCCCAAUCCCAGGAGCUCAUGAUUGAACCGAGACCGGCCCAUCGCCGCCUCCUUUCAUUCAGGGCCCCUUUCUUGAGCGUAUACAGAUGCUGCGUAGUGUAUAUAGAGCGAGCGAGAGACGCCGAUCUGGAUAUUCUCAAGGAUAUUUCCACCCAUUUUUGUGCCGUGUGCCACCCUCAGACAUAAAAGAGUGGCAUUCUGCCUCACUGACAGACAUUUGAAGUCUUUUUCUGAACUUGACUCUUGUGUUGCACUUGAAUCGGCGUGACAAUCGCAUGUACUUCUGGUCAUGGAAGCCAAGCUUUCUCCUCAUUUGGCUGGCACUUAUUUAAGGAACAUUGUAACCUUGUAGCCUCAAUGGACCUCUGACUCGGGGGAGAGAAUCUUUUUUUCUUUUGCUCUGGAUCCACUCUUGAAAGUUACAGAGGAAACAGUGCUAUGGUGCAAACAAGUUUGUUCAGGGUCUUUACCAUUUCUUUCUCUCUUUAUCCGAGUCUUAGUCUCCUACUAUUUUCCUAACUGCUCUGUUAUUUGUUGCUCUUUUGAACCUGGGGCCAUACACUGGAAGAGAUCAAUUUGCCCUAAACAGGAAUGUGAUGUUUAAAAAUAGUGAUUGGGGAGGGUGGGGUAACAAAAAAAAAUGUGUCCGAAUAUUUUCCUGUGUUCUCCACUUUUUAUACUCCUCCUUUAUUGUUCGAUUUACUGUAAACGUGUAAAACUGUGAGUGUGUUUUCAAGCAAACGGUCCUUUACUAAAGCAGUGUGGACUUUUACAGUAGUUUGAAGUGUUUAAGGUCAAAUAUUUAAAAGUUCUUCUAAAGCGUGCCGUAAAUGUCCCCCCUCUGAAUAUCAAAGACUCGUCAUGCGCGCAAAGUGCGCUUUUGCAUAACAAGAAUACAUUGCACUUUGAUCCACAUGCUCCCCGCUAUAAUUUAUUAACAUUCCUCCUGGCGAUAAUUUAUUCCCAUGUGUUUUUACAGCUCUUCAGUAUUAACUGUGUGUGGCAUUAGGCCUUAUAUGACUCUUCUGUGAGAUGUGCAGAGGGUUUUCAUCUCUUCCAUAUUUGGAUGAAUAAAAAGCUAAUCGAACAAAUUAUCACUCUGCGUGCGUGUGUGUGUGUGUGUGUGCGCGUCUGUGCAUUGAUACGCGAUCAAUUGCUCCUCUUUCAUAGCCCAGGGAAAAAAAGCAUCAGAGGACGAAGAGAUCGAAGGGAUAAAAAGAAAAAUAUUGGACUUGGAAAGGAAGGAUGAGCUGAUGCCUGGGAGAUGGAUUCUCAUCUUUCUUGCUGUUUGUACACUUGUUUGCAUUCGGUCAGAGGUGCUUCACUGUCAUGUGGCUUUCCUCUUGUUUUUUCUCUCCAUUCAUUCGUGCCCGUAUGUGGGCCUUUCUUUUGAAGACGUUGUCAUCGGUUUACUGCUGUGCUCCAGUUAAUUUUUUUCCCAGCAUGCUGAUCUGAAUUUCCAAACAGAUUUUGUGGAUUGUUUGUUAAUUACUUGUGUUGUGCUAAAGAUAACAUUUUUCUUUAUUUGAGAGAUUUUUUUGUUUUGGUUAGUUAAUUUUAUGCCAUCUAAAGAGUUAUGGUGUUGAAUAAAUUCUAGGAGAGAGGAA
This is a messenger RNA of Pimephales promelas (fathead minnow), 2889 nucleotides long. RefSeq names its product metallophosphoesterase domain containing 1 (gene mpped1). The record is from RefSeq and is a predicted model, not a curated record. NCBI's taxonomy places the organism in Eukaryota, Metazoa, Chordata, Actinopteri, Cypriniformes, Leuciscidae. Gene Ontology annotation, molecular function: hydrolase activity.